AUGUUCGACGGAUUACCUAGUGAAUAUGAUAUUAUUGUUGUUGGAACUGGGAUAGUCGAGAGUAUUCUAGCAUCUGCUUGUGCUCGUAUUGGAAAGACUGUACUUCAUGUUGAUACGAAUGAAUACUAUGGUUCGGAAUGGGCAUCUUUUCCGUUAAACGGUUUAAUAGAAUGGGCUCAAAUGCAGGAAAAUCCUGCGACAAAUGUCGAUCCACAAGAUGACAAUGAAAAAAUUAUGCCAAUUUCUAGUCCAUUGAAUGUUUUUCGUAAUGUGCAAUUUAAAUGGAAUAUUGAAAAAACUAAUGAACAAGCAUCGACAACUGAAAAUGAAACUCCGAAAAUCACAAUAGAUGUUUUAGAGAAACAAUCAAGGAAAUUUAAUAUUGAUUUAAUACCAAAACUUUAUUAUGCAACGGGUGGUCUUAUUGAUCUUCUUGUUCAAUCUAAUGUGGGUAAAUAUUGCGAAUUCAAGCUUGUUUCUCGCCUUUUAUUGGAACGGAAUGGACAACUUGAUAAUGUACCAAGCUCACGAUCGGAUAUAUUUAAUUCAAAUGAUAUUAGUCUUAUCGACAAACGAUUACUCAUGAAAGUUAUUAUGAAUUGUUCAUCAAUGGCUAUAGAAGAUUUAAAUGAAGAUGAAAACAUUCCAUUUAUUGAUUAUUUAAAAAAACAAAAAUUAAAUGAUACACUUUGUCAUUUAAUUAUUAAUUCCAUAUCAAUGGUUGAUUAUAAUGCAACAACCAAAGAAGGCGUAAUGAAAGCUAAACGAUAUCUCGAGUCUAUAGGACGCUAUGGUAACUCACCAUUUCUCUAUCCACUCUAUGGAAAUGGCGAAAUGAGUCAAUGUUUUUGUCGUCUAUGUGCUGUUUUUGGUGGUACUUAUUUUCUACGUUUUCCAUUAGCUGGUUUUACCAUUGAUUCAUCAACGAAUCAAUGUUCUGGUAUUGUGGCCACGACAAAAGAAAGAUUUCGUGCUAAAGAUGCUGUUAUUUGUAAUCAUGCACUUAUGGACUCGAUAUCAUCCAAUAGAAAUGUUAUUCAUCGUAUGGUUUUAAUUACAAAUCAAUCGAUCAAAUCAAGUGAAAAAGACGAAAUAACAUAUCUUCGUCUUAGUGGUCCAAAUGAAUCCGGAAUUCAUAUCAUUGAAGUUGGCCACGGAUCAGGAUGUACACCAGAUGGAUUUUUUCUUUUGUAUAUUUUCCAAGAAAAACCUGAUGAAAAUAUCAAUCAGAUUAUUGAACGCUUGUUAAAGUUAACAGGAGACCAAUUUACUCAAAGUAAUAUUCUUGGACAAUUAACAUUUGAUCAAGUAGAAACAAUAUCAUCGUCAGCACCAUCAUUAAUACUAAAACUUUUACUUGCACAUGGACCCGAUGGUUCUAUUAAUCAUGAUAGUGCUGUGAAUACGGCUCGAACAAUGUUUUAUCAAAUAUAUUCAAAUGGUGAAGAAUUUUUAGCACGUGCACCUGAUCCAGAAGAUAUUAUUAUUGAAGAUGAUGGUAAUGCAAGUAAUACUUCUACCUUCAAUACGAACGUUGAAGAUGAAAAUUCUACUUUGAAUACUGAUGCCGACAAUGACGCUUCUAAUUCGAAUACCAAUGCCGACCAAGAAACUUCAUAA
This is a messenger RNA of Rotaria socialis, 1620 nucleotides long. The record is from the annotation of a GenBank genome assembly. Lineage: Eukaryota; Metazoa; Rotifera; Eurotatoria; Philodinida; Philodinidae.